Anolis sagrei ordinatus is the source of this 5074-nucleotide messenger RNA. Its product is annotated as transmembrane protein 151B-like. Lineage: Eukaryota; Metazoa; Chordata; Lepidosauria; Squamata; Anolidae. The record is from RefSeq and is a predicted model, not a curated record.
GGACCACCUUCCACCUGGAAACCAAUGCCCUCACUGCGGGAGAACAUGCAGGUCAAGAAUAGGGCUCCACAGUCACCUACAGACCCACCGCCAGGACACUGAUCCUGGAAGACUAUCCUACUGGGACAACGAGAGAUCGCCUAAUUUCUAAUGUCAAAAAAAUGUCGCCAAGGACUUGAAGGCUCCCAACAACAACAAAAUCAUCUUGGAGAGCAAGUGAGUCCCUGGACAGAGCAGAGCAAGAGCAGGAGUUUUCCUACAUGCAAGGACUCACGAAAAAAAAAAACCUCCGGGAUUUCUGGGAUCUGGUGUGUCUUCUGAAGCAAGAGGAUUCCUAGGAGGGCCCUGGGAAGAGCCUCUGGGUUUCUCUCUGCCAGAGCAGGGCUGGCACAGGACAUACCCUCGAAUAACCUGCUCAUGUUCCCAAGAAGAAGCCGCAGCAGGAGAGAGCCACGCACACAACCAAGUAGAUCUGUCCUCUCUUCCUUCCAAGAGGAAAAAAAAUAGGAAGAAGGCAGGGAAGGGAAGCGCGAAGUUGGCAGCUAACUAAUUCCACUGCAGAGAGUUGGGGACUGCAACGGCGCGGAGGCAGCGGCUUUUGUUGACAGAGGCGGCGGCGGCGGCGGCGGCCGGGUGUUGAAGAGGCGGCGGGAGAAAGGGGUCCGAGCGUUGGCCAAAGCGGCCCCGGAGAAGCCCACCCCUCUCCAGGGUCUCCCCGAAUCGCCUCCCUCCCGGCGCCCCUCCUUUAGAUCCCCCCUCCUGCAGUAUUUCCCAAACAGGCGGAGGAUCCCCUUCCCAGCCCCAAGGGGACCGCAUCUGGCUUUUGGGGGCUCGAUCCGGAUUGUUUGCGGAUUGCACCGCAACUGGAGAAGCCCAGCGCGUCCUCUGGGUGGAUCCCAGCACCGCCAAGGACCCCGAGCUGCAGUCCCGAGGAAGAGUCAAGGAGAUGCUUGCCCCACGUCCCUCUCGGAGGUGGAGGAACUUCCUCGGGUCCCUUGGGCUGCUUCUUUGACCCCAAGGCGUGGGCUGCCGGGUCUGGGAUGGCCAGGGAUGGCUUCGGAAGGGGGACCCGACCCCGCCGCUGAGAGCGAUGCCAAUCCCACAGAAGCAGAAGCAGAAGAAGAUGAAGAACAAGAAGGAACUGCAGCUCCUGAUGCUGCUGGAGAGGAGCAGCGGCCUGUCAAGCAGUCCUUGAGUUCCUCCAUGUGCAGAGAGUCCCACUGGAAGUGCCUCCUCCUUUCCAUCCUUAUGUAUGUGUGCUUGGGGGCUGUCACUUGGUGCCAACUCACCAAAGUCACUAAACUCAGUUUUGAUACCUCUUUCAAAGGUAAAUCUAUGACUUACCAUGACAGUCCUUGCUCUGAUGGCUAUGUGUAUAUCCCAUUAGCCUUUCUCACAAUGCUGUAUGUGGUUUAUCUGGUGGAAUGUUGGCACUGCCGGACCAAAAGUGAACUUCAGUACAAGGCUGAUGUGGAAAGUGUCUAUGACCGAAUUGCCAGAAUGAAGCAAGCAACCCCGUGUAUAUGGUGGAAAGCCAUAAGCUACCAUUUUGUCCGGCGAACUCGGCAGGUGACCCGAUACCGUAAUGGGGAUGCUUAUACAACCACCCAGGUCUACCACGAAAGAGUCAACACCCAUGUGGCUGAAGCUGAAUUUGAUUAUUCCAACUGUGGAUUCAAGGACAUCUCUAAGGAACUCAUGGGCCUGGAGUUGUAUUCAGCCACAAAAUUAAAGUUCAGCAAGUGUUUCAGUUUUGCCAACACAGAGUCUGAGAAUUCUUACCUCACACAGAGAACUCAUUUCUUCACAGAAAUCGAAGGGCUGGAUGACUACAUGGAAGUCAGAGAAGGAAUGAAGCUCAAAAAUAUAGACUUCAAGGAACUCAUGAUGGCCUAUGGGGACCCAGAUCAUCUCCCAUGGUACAUCUCCCAUUAUGCUUUCUGGGUGGCUGCUUUAUUGAUGAUUUCAUGGCCACUGAGAGUUUUCAUAGAGUAUCGGACUGCAUAUGUACACUACCAUGUGGAGAAGCUCCUUGGGGUGGAGUACAGAGUGCCCACUGUGGCAGAGGAGCCCUUGUACAGAUAUCGCAUACCCAGAGUUAGCACUCAGGACAGCACUGAACUUGAGUGGCACAUUUGCACCAAUCGCCAGCUCAUUCCCAGCUAUUCAGAAGCCAUGCUCAUGAACUUGACAAGUUCUUCCAUGUGCAAUGGCUACUCCAUGUGCAGAUACAGUGAAAUUACUCGUGGCUGUGAGCGUUGCCAUCAUGCCUCUAGUACCUCCUCCAUCUUCUCUCGCCACGCUUUCCACAGCUGCAGUGGAAACUCACAGUUCUCUCUCAACACCAGUCACUUCUCCUUGUGCCGGGUUCAUGGCUCUCACAGGACAGGUCUCGGGAGGAGUCACAGCAGCAGCAUUGCCGAUCGUGGCUGUCAGGACGAACAGUGCUGCUCCCACUCUAGCCAACUGGCUGUCAAUGAAAACCCACCGACUUAUCAGGAUGCCCGUUUUUUCCCAGUGCUAAUUGUUCAUCGGUCGGAAGGGCAGGAAGGGAGGCACUUCUGCCUCCGCCGGGCAUCUUGCCUGGAGACUUCAUUGUGAAAACACCAUGAGGACAGUAUCACUUCCUAAAAGCUAUUUCCCAAUAUCAGUGAUACAGUGUAACUGAUCCAAGUCCCAGUUGAUCAUUUCUCCUAAUAAGGGGACAUGCUUACUCAUUAAUCUGUGAAGGAUAAAAUCUCAAAUGAAGGGUAAAUUAACAUGAAAUUAUUACACCGAUAUCCUGCUCUUUCUCCAACUUGUUCAGGGUACUGUCUUUGAUGUUAUACUGUCCUGUCACUACAUUAACCUUAUAAUCAGUCCCCAGGCAAGCUAAAAUGACUUUGUCCAAGGCCAAGCUAUUAGCUUCGAGACUGAUCAAAUAUAUGAUUUCAAGUGUCUUUCCUCAAAGGCUCACACAUAUCUGCUAUUGCGACACCACACAAAACUAACAGUCUUAUGUAGUUAUAAUCUGUAGUCAAUUUUCCAUGCUCUCUUUUCAAUUGAAUGUCCAUACAGAAAAAACAUUUGUGUAUAGCUCUGCAGACAAAAUACAGGUUGAACAUCUCUUAUCUAGAAUUCCAAAAUCCAAAACAGCUCAAAAAUCUACACGUGGGUGGCUAAGGUAGUGACACCUUUGCUUUCUCAUGGUUCACUGUACAUAAAGUUUGUUUCAUGCACAAAAUUACUUAUAAAGUAUUGUGUAUAAAAUUAUCUUCAAGCAAUAUAUAUAAAUAUGUGUGUAUAUGAAAUAUGUUUAGACUUGGGUUCCAUCUCCAAGAUAUCUCAUGAUGUACAUAUGUGCACAUACAUGUAUUCCAAAAGUCCAAAAUACUUCUGGUCCCAAGAAUUUUUGAUAAACGAUACUCAACCUUUAAAACUAUCCUUACUUUCUCCUCUCUAAAUCUCAUGUCACUUUCAUCCAGAAAUAUCCUUUCAUCUUGAGGCCCUUCCACACAGCCCUAUAUCCCAGAUUAUCAAGGCAGAAAAUCCCACAAUAACUGCUUUGAACUGGGUUAUCUGAGUCCACACUCAGAUAAUGUGGGAUUUUCUGCCUUGAUAUUCUGGAAUAUAGGGCUGUGUAGAAGGGCCCCUGGUUUCCCAUAUUGUCUAUCUCCUUCUCCUUUCCUGUUUUUUGGAAUUGUGAAAGCAUGCUCAUUUGAAAUCAUUAAUGUGUGACCUUCUCUAACCAUCACACUGAGAAUGAAGCCAGUGCCAUAGAAAAAGUCAGUGGUUUUCCUUCUAAGACCACAGUUUUAAGCUAAUAUCCCCAUAUCUCACAUGUCUCCUGUAAAUAGAGCAAGGUACGUGAAUAGCUGAUAAGAGAAUGGGUAUUCAUCCUUGCCCAUCCUCAGUAGAAAACCCUAUUUUACAUCCUACACUAUGCUGAUGAAAAAAUAUAAUGAAAUUUCGUUUAACUGUAAAAGUGAGUUAAACUAUUAUUCUUGCUAGAGUAUUGUUAACUAAAUAUAUCUAUUAAACAGCAUAGCUAAUCUGCUUCAUAUACUUGUUCUGAUGUCUUGAAGUUGUUCUCUUGUCAUAUGACAAUGGGGCCAUGGCAAUGUUUACCAGAUUAUAGCAGCAUGAAGAGCAAGAAAGUCAUCCUCCUGGAUUUACAGUAAUGCUCAGAGAUAUGGGAAAGAGCAGAAUUACUGCAAGCCCAGGAGGGUGGCUUUCUUGCUCUUCAUGUUGUUUCUCAAAAGAAGGGAGUUUAGUUGCAUGCUGCAAGUCACUUGCGUAAUGGAAGACCUUCUUAUAGGCACUCCAAGUGGCCAGCUAAUGGUCAAAGGACAUUUAAUAUAAUGCCAAGUUUUAACUUUGUGUUUUUAAAUACAUUACAACUGCCUCAAUUCGCUUCUGCCACGAUAAAUAAAUAAAAAGAAGGGAGAGCAGAAUACAAGUCUCAGGUACAUCUAACAUCAUCUCUGUCUUAGCAGAGCUUUUUUUCCCUUUUCUUAAUGCUUUCAUAUUCUUGCUUUAUUUUUUAAAAAAAAUCUCUUCCUUCUGUUCUUCCAUCUCCUCUCUAUUUCACUGUUAGAUGCUUGUUAGAUGUUCUUUCACACUUUCUAAGAUCAGAAAGUAAUACCUGUCACCUAGAUCAAGUCCUUUUCCUGAUUUUCAGGCUACAGCCAGCAUCACUUAAAACUAGGGUUGCCAGAAUGAAACUGUAGCUUUAAUGGUUGUGUAAAAGAGGGAAUUUCAGCUAAUUUUGCUUGUCACAUAACCACUGGUAAUCAGCAACACCUGCUGAAAUACUUUCUUCUAUGCAACCAUUAAAGUUGUCUUCAGUUUUCACUCUGACAACCCAUUCAACACAGAUUUAAUGGGGCAUAUGAUCCAUAUAGGUAGAUAUAGGUUAAGUAUCCAUUAUCGGGAAUUCUGAAACACUCCAAAAUCCAAAAUAGUCCAUAUAGGUGGCUGAGAUAGUGACACAUUUGCUUUAAAAUAUUGUAUAAAAUUAUCUUCAGGUUAUGUAUGUAUAUGAAACAUACAUUAUGUUUGUUAUUAUAUACAUAUAUGCUAAUACAUAUAUUCC